AUGGCUGAAUUUAGAUUGUUUUAAAUUAUUACUGAAUUAACAUACUCCAGAAAUGACGACUGUAGAAACCAAUCCGUGUGUUGGCCUUGGUAAAGCGCCAUUAAGGAUUUUAAAUAAAGGACCAGAGUACUUUCGAUCCACUAGUAUAAAUUCACAAUCUUCGACUGGAAGAAAAACUGCUGCAGAAAGGUUGGAAGCAGAUAAGUUGAAGUAUGUCAAAAGUGCAAAGGCACGACAAAGAAGGCUUGCCACAGAAGUGCUUCAGAGUCCAUCACCCCACAAUGAUAGUACUGGUACGCAUUCCAUGGGCACAUCUUCAAAUGGUUCACCAAUCAACAUGGAAUAUGAUGAUGUGAGCGACUACGCAGGCAAUGAUGUUCUUUUGGACAACUCAAAUGCAAGACAAGGCCGCCAGGAGUGCUCGUUUAAUGACCGAGUCCAAAGAUUUCAAAAUGACACACCACCUCCAUCUUCUACUCGCAAAAGUUUAAACAGAUCCAAUACUGACGCUGCUCUUUCAUCAAAGAGAGUUGCUCCCCACAAGCAGAGAAACAGGUCUGCAUCUGAGCAGCCUGCUCACAUUUAUCUACCAAAACAUGCAUCAGCACCUUCAGGUAGAUCAAGGCAUGGAGUUCCUGCCGAUGAUGGUAACCAUAUGGUUGCUAGCACCCCAAGCACUAAAACUAGCCGUGGAUCCUCCCCAAAAGAGGGCAGGACAGGUAGGACUUUGUCCAACUACCUGAGUAAAGCUAAGGAAGGGAUUAGGGCGGUGAAGUCCACCAUUACAUCUGGUGUAGCUGACACUGAGGCAUCCAAAGAAAGACAGUCACGUUCUACUAGCAGUGCUAAAACGAGCAAAUACCGCUCCGCCAGUGUUGGUGCAAAUGUUCAUCGUAAUGUGAAGGAUGUAGGUAACCGUAAAGCAGAUGGAAUAUAUGAGAGACAAAUCAGUGAUCAUAGUUCUAGUGACAGUCCAACUAUGAGUCCAAGAACUCAGCUCAAGCAUGUGCGGCAAAACUUGAAGAAAGUAGGAACAAGUAACAGCAUUCAAAAGUUUGGCAGUGGAUCUAUCCGUUCAAAUACCCACAACAAAGCCAUGGAUUUAUCACCUGCACAGCGAACAGGUGGAAAAACUUUUACUGUUGUUCCCAAAAAAACACUGGGAUAUAUCUCUGAGUCUACAAGCAAUUGCCUUUCAGAAAAGUCUUUAAACAAAGGCAGACCACUUUCUGUUAUUGAAAACACAACUAACUAUGUUUCUGGCUUAAACCGAAGCACACCACAUUGCGAUAAUAUUGGUGGCAAAAGUUCCAAUCAAGAUCUAUCUAAAAGUUCCAGAAGAAAAAGUUCUUCAGAAAAAGAGCAACUUGCAAAAGAAAAUGAUAUUUCUGAGAUGACACAAGGAACUGUGCAUAUUAAAAGGAUUUCAUCACAAAGACUGAAAAGACGGUCAUGGGAUUUGGCUCAUACCAUGGAUAAGAGUUUACAACUGUCCCUGGGCAAGCCAAACGCCUUUGAACCGACAUCUCUGACUCCGGAUCCCUACAUAAGCACCGCAUCACCCUUAACCAACUUACCUCGACAGCGAAAGUCCUGGAGUCGCCAACCAGCUGCAACUGAAGUAAAAAGAUCAUCAAGCCACAACCACAGAGUUUCAUUGCAUGAAGAGUCUUUACACAAUCGGCCAGGAGUUCGUAAAAGCAUUGCUGAAGCUCUAGAAGAAAUCUUCACCCCAUUAGAAUGUGAUGAUGACAUGGACACUGCAUAUAACAGCAUGUCGCCUGAUGCUAGCAUGGACUGUAAGACUCUUGUCGGUCAGGAUGGUACUGAAGAAGUAAUAGGCAACAUCAACAGUCUCCUACACAGUACUGCGCAACAUGAAUUUGAUGAACUGAGCAAAAACAGUGGUGCCAGAUCUAAAACUCCUGAAAGCUCACGAUCAAAGACUCCGGUAGCUGAACCUGUAAACACUGGACCUAAUGACGUUGACAUAGGACCAGAUAACAAGUACUUCCACCAGACACAGAGGAGCCAUUAUUCUUCCGGAUCAUCACCGGAUAAUUCAAGUCGUCGACGAUCUGGUUACCGUAGCGACAGUAACACAGGAACUUCAAGCAGUGAGGAAAAGCAAUGUGAUUUGCGUCGGUGGACACAUCGCUAUGACAACCAGAACACCUCUCAACCACUUAACCGUAUCGAUCUUGCUCCAACUACAGAUGUACAAGGAGGAAUUCCCAACUCUCCGAUGCUAGCUCCUCGGUCAAGAAGAGAGGUUGCCCCUGAAUACUCAAUGAGAAGUAAUUCACUCAGUAGAGCUGGGAGGGAGGAAGCACUCAACACAAUGAAGUCACAAAACACAUCAAGUUCAGCAUCUGGUGACAUCAACAAGCCAUUCACAGCUCUUACAGCUUCUGAUUUAAAACCAAGAAGAUCUAAACGCACCAUGAUGCCGCAUGCCUCCCCCAUGAAACCCACCCACCCUUACCCCAUGCAACAAGCAGCAUCCUCAAGGGGUAAAUCGAAACGUCACACAAAUGCACCCGUCUCACCAACCCUGUCACCACACAAGCAGGCAGCUAGGAUGACGCCUCAAAGCUCCAGAUCAUCAUCUUCUACUCCUUACUCUUCUUUAAAACGAACUCCAGGUUCCUCCAGAAACUCAUCUCUAAAGAGAAACCGGCAAAGGUCAAAAUCGGAUGUCAGUUUAUUCCAGUCUGAACUGGAUCGUUUUUUCUCCACAAUGGGCAUGGGUGAAAUGAUAUCGUCCCCUCUUCCUACAUGUAAUGACACUCUCUUCACAACUGCUCAAGUCAGCAGUGAAUCUGACUUCUCCUUUGCUGGUGCGUCUGCCUACGUAAGAGACAGCCCCGACGAGUCUUCCCCAAUGGAAGUUGACCCAAUGACCGCUGGAUUAGCGCAAGUUCCAUCUGUCAGCAUUAUAGAAAAAAAUGCCCGAGUCAUGCGUUGGCUGAUGACUUGCAAAAAGUUUGCCGUUUCCACAAACCCCAACCCCUCACCCAGAUCACCCCAACUCCCCGUGUCAGUUCCCCACCACGAGCCCCCAACUUCACCCCACUCUCCGAAGAUGACUGGGAAUAUCCCUCGUGUACAGCGAGGGUAUGGACCCUUGUUACACCUCGAUGGACACAAAGGUUACUCACACCCCUCAUCACCACGCAUUCGACAUCAACCCCAGCCUUAUCUGUCCUCCCCCCCACCAAUACCACCCCGUAUACAUUCCUACCCCAACGUUGCCAUGCCCAUCGGAGUUCCCAAAGAAUCUGACGUAUAACCCGUCUCUGCAUGAAACAAGGUUCCUGUUUCCUUAUUCUUCCACCACGCGGGCAUUGACUACCUCAUUCUCGACCGCACGAUGGCGCUCGUACAUCGCGGUGAGGCCUUCAACAAGAAAUGCAAAGCACACGAAGCUCGUCUUCCAACUGAACCAGCUGCCUCGUACUAGAGAAUCGAUUGCGAAGUUUGUUUUCCAUUUCUGUUCAAUAUAGCAACCGCCAUCUUUCACUUGGUGAUUUUCCGAACACAAUAUCACAUUUUAACUCCCUGGAUGACACCACAGCACUGUACAAUUCGUAUUUAAAGGUGUCACCGGCUGGCGUUAUACUUUUUAUAGCUUCUUUAUUGAACCAUUACGCUUGUCGUGACUGUUAUUUAUUACAGAUUGUGUUCAAAGUCGAUUUUUGUCUGUAAUCUAAUUCAAUACUCUUCCAAAAAUUUCCGAACACCUCGUUUUAUUAGUUAUCUUACACAAGGAAAGUCUAAUAAUCUGUUUAUUAUUGUUAAAGGAUAAAAAAUGUGAUUUUAGUUUAGUCACUUGGCUGGUGGCUUUAUCACGUAUGGUGAUUAUGCUUUUAUCCUCGUAAACCUUUUAUACAUAAAUAUAUAUCUAGUUGCCAGUACGCGUAGAACGGUACACACACAAACCACCAUUCGCUAAGCACUAAUUUCUUUAUUUUUGUUUUUAUUGCAACAUGAAUUUCGUCAAUAAAGAAAGAAACUUA
Molecule: messenger RNA, 4019 nt
Organism: Ciona intestinalis (vase tunicate)
Lineage: Eukaryota; Metazoa; Chordata; Ascidiacea; Phlebobranchia; Cionidae
Source: RefSeq, a predicted model, not a curated record